Messenger RNA from Topomyia yanbarensis, 607 nucleotides. RefSeq names its product mitochondrial import inner membrane translocase subunit Tim23-like. NCBI's taxonomy places the organism in Eukaryota, Metazoa, Arthropoda, Insecta, Diptera, Culicidae. The record is from RefSeq and is a predicted model, not a curated record. Gene Ontology annotation, biological process: protein import into mitochondrial matrix. The transcript is spliced from 3 exons. Gene Ontology annotation, molecular function: transmembrane protein transporter activity. The coding region runs from base 68 to 607 and encodes 179 amino acids. Gene Ontology annotation, cellular component: TIM23 mitochondrial import inner membrane translocase complex; mitochondrial inner membrane.
UAUUCAAUUUUAUUGAAAUCUAAAUUUUACCUCAUCAUUAAACAAUGUCCAAAUCCAACGUAAAAUAAUGCAACUAUUCGCUAUGCCGGAAAACAUACAAGAACAUUUCAAACCUUCGACUUACAUCCCUUUCAAAACCUUACUACGGGAGAAAUUUAAACGCUUUGUGCCGCAUCACAAGGACGACAAGGAUUAUCAACAAUCUUCGUCGAGGCGGAGCCGCAUGGAAAAGGUUUUUCCGGAAAUUGGAGCAGCCUUCAUCGCCGGACAUGUGGUCGGUGGAACAUUCGGAUUUAUGGAAGGUGUAAUAGUGACAUCGAACUGUUCGAGGUUGAUCCGACGUACACAAAUAUUCAACCAUGCUCUGAAGCGAGGAAAGUACGCGUCAAGUUCGCUGGGAUCCAUGGCUAUGAUGUAUUGCACUCUGGGAGUUCUGAUUCAACUUUUUUGCAGUGGGAAAAAUGACUUUUGGAACUGUGCGGCCGCAGGAGGAACUACUGGUUUGCUCUUCCGAGCAUCUGCUGGGAUGAAAAAAAUCUUAAGCGGUGGUUUAUUCGGCUUAACGUUUGGAUCAUUGCAUGGCUUGAUGAGCACAUACAGACAUUAG